Molecule: messenger RNA, 2481 nt
Organism: Neoarius graeffei (lesser salmon catfish)
Lineage: Eukaryota; Metazoa; Chordata; Actinopteri; Siluriformes; Ariidae
Gene: sctr
Product: secretin receptor
Exons: 13
Coding region: 240-1562 (440 amino acids)
Biological process (GO): adenylate cyclase-modulating G protein-coupled receptor signaling pathway; cell surface receptor signaling pathway
Cellular component (GO): plasma membrane
Molecular function (GO): secretin receptor activity; peptide hormone binding; G protein-coupled peptide receptor activity
Source: RefSeq, a predicted model, not a curated record
AUGUUGCACGGUUUAAAGGGGUAGUUGAAUUGUCAACUUUACCACAAUCGAGUUAUAUUCUUUAAAUGUAAAGCUGUGAUUUGUUCGGAUGCGGACUGAUGUUCAUCACACACGGACAUGUCGGUUACAAGCCUAGAAGAGUCCGGAUGGGGUUUUGAGAAGAGAUGCGUGCUGUUCACAGGGGAGGUGAACAUCUGUCCAGCAGGUAGAGGAGAGAGCGUCGCUCCAGCUGCCGCACAAUGAAGCUUUCAGAGGUCCACAAAGCUGCAGUAGCAGCUCUCCUCACUUUCACUACCCAUGUAAAAUCCAUUCCUUUAGAAUGUGAUCCAGAGUAUCUGUGGCUUCAGGAGGAGGAGAACUGCAAUAACAUCAUCCACCAAGAUAACAUUACAUACAUUAACUCCACAGGCUGUGGUGCAUUAUGGGAUGAUGUAAAAUGCUGGCCUCGUGCAGAGGUUGGAGAUGUGAUCUCUCAACAGUGCCCCACAUUCCUCAGGGUCAAAGGAAAUGUAAGGAGAAACUGUACAGAGACUGGGUGGUCCGAUCCGUUCCCACCAUACAUGCUGGCUUGCGGAUCACUGAAUGGCAUUCUGCACCCUCCAUCUGACAUGAUGCUGGUGUCACAUGAGUACUUCAUGUGGGUAAAGAUCAUGUACUCAUUGGGAUACAGCAUCUCAGUGAUCUCCCUCACCAUUGCAUUUGUGCUGCUGUGUGUGUUCAGAAAGCUCCACUGCACUCGGAAUUUCAUCCACAUGCAGCUCUUUCUGUCCUUCAUUUUGCGGGCUGUUUUCAUUUUCAUCAGAGAUGCAGCAUUACACAACUCACAGGAUUAUUACCACUGUGAAUCUUACCCGCUUGGCUGUAAGGUCGCACUGAUUUUCUCCAACUAUUGCAUACUUGCCAACUAUAGCUGGCUGCUGGUGGAGGGUCAUUACCUGCACAGCCUCAUCCACCUGUCCCUACAUUCCCCAAGAAAAUGCCUGCACUGGUACAUCAGCUUUGGCUGGGGCACCCCUAUGCUCAUCAUCAUCGUGUGGAGUGUCGCCAAAUAUCUGCAGGAGGACGAGGGGUGUUGGGAGACAAGAAGCAGAGGCUGGAUCUGGUGGAUUCUUAGAGUUCCUAUAAUCCUGUUCAUUACUGUAAACCUCCUGUUUUUCCUGAGAAUCAUACAAACAAUAGUAAGCAAGAUGAGAGCUCCGGAUAUGAUUGGAAAUGAGUUUAAACAGCACAAGAAGCUGGCCAAGUCCACACUGCUGCUAGUGUCACUGUUUGGUGUGCAGUAUGCCCUCUUCACUUUUUUCCCUGAUGGAGUCAACGUCCUCACCUUCCAGAUCUGGAACGCCAUCGAGCUCGCUCUGGCCUCCACACAGGGUUUCAUAGUAGCGCUUCUUUACUGCUUCCUGAAUGGAGAGGUUCAGCAUGAGAUUACACGGCACUGGCGACGUCAACGUCUAAAGCGGCGUGUCCAUGGUGAUGCCAGAUUGCACCAUGGUUCCCUUAGCCAAAGUGGCUUACCGCUCACACAGAUCUCGCUUUUAGCAAGAGUUAAUAACAUAUCCUAACAAACACACAGCAGACCAUAAACACAGUCAAACUCAAUAAAAUAUUAUACACACAAUCUACUGUCAAGCAAAAAAAAAAAAACCCAAUAAGCUUUUACUAAUUACAAACAUGACCGAAUAACUCAAACUAUAAACAUUAAUAGUGACCUACAUUAUAGAUGGUCUAUGGCUAAAAAGAGAAUGUUUUCUCUCAUUUGCAUACAUACUCACACAUACAUGCACGCACAGAGUUUCGUGCCAGGUUUUAGUCCCAUUAAUCUGCUAUUAGUACAACGAUAGAAUCAUAGUUGACAGUAAUACAAGCCAGUCUCCUUAAAACACUGCAAUGUAAGGAAAAUGGUUUUUUUUUUUUGCUAUAUUUAUAUAAUACCAUCAAGUAGCUUUAAAUAAAUAAUAGUUUAUUCAUUUUUGUUAUAUUACAUUUAUAUGAUAUGAUGUUAUAAAUUAAGGCUGCUUUUGCAAACGGCACCAAAUUCUCUGAGACAUGUCGACACUAACCUGAACACUCCAACAAUAUAUUGUUUAAAUUAUCUUGGCUCAUGUUCCAAUGUCAUUGUUUACGAUAGUUUUAAACAUAUAUUCCUAGCCAAGGGCUCGUUUACAAAAGAGAAUUUUCUCAAAGCAGUUCUCCCAGGGGGAAAAAAAGUGCCCCUGUUCUCCAGUUUCAAUGCCAUUUAGUUUAUUGUGUCUAUGUACAUGGUAUGAUGUAUAUACAUGUGAAAAAAGGGGGGGGGAAAGAAAGAAAACAGAUUAUAAAGCACUGAAAGAGAUAUUAAUGAUAAUGUUUCUACAUGUUAUUUGUUGUUACUUGCUCUCUAGGGUAAUGCUGUAGUUUUUGCUGCAAAUUAGUACAAUAGUUUAUAAACAUAAAGUUGAAUUUUGUGAACUGUGUGAAAUAUAUAUAUGGGUAUGUAUGAUA